UCCGGGCCGGCCCGCCACCCCCGGCGGCCCCCUGGGCCCCGAGCCGCGGAGGAGGCGGAGGAAGCGCAGGCGAGUGCGGCAGAAGGAGCCGCAGCGACACACACACAGACACACACACACACACACCCCCCUACCCCUGCCCCAGUCCGUUGUGCCCGUGUCCCGCCGGGACCCCGCUGUGGGAGGGCCCCUGCCCUCCCCCGUAACCGCCGUCCGCGCCGCCUGACUCACGUCCGUUACCGGGCUUGGGCGGCAGGAGGCGGACCCGGGGACCAGGCCUGCUCCUCACCUCGCUACCUCUGCCCCAGAGCGGCUUUUCAGGGACCAUCCGAGCCCAAAAAUAAAUGAUCUUUCCCUUAAAUUGUUCCAGUAAUCCCAAGUGUGACAUGCCCAGGGCAGGGCCCUGUUAAGGACCCCGCUGCCACGUCACCUCACAGCUGGCUGGGCCCGUUGGCUCCUGUUUUGCCCGUUAGCUCUUGUGUCGCAGCCAUCUCCUGCCUGCCUGCGCCUGGGACGGGGCCUGGCUCCUCGCUGAGCACCUGCUCUGUCGUCUCUCCAUUCCAGUGUUCCUUCCAUCAACCUGACCAGCUGCAAGUACGAGAGUGGUAAGUCCGAGGUGCUACCGGGCGUCCCUGCAGAUCAGCCCAUCAGGCUCUGUGGGUGCCCGAUCAUUGCAUUCGGUACGAAUUUCCACCACACAGUCGCUUUCAGUUUAUUCAUUGGUUGUGAGUGACUUGGGCUCCUGUGGAAAGUAGGAGGUUUUUCACACCUUGGACUGAGGUGCCCUCUGGUUUAAAGAGACACAAACUGUGCAAGCCCUCACCCCUCUGUACAUCUGCAUUCGCCACACAUUUGCCAAAACAGUCAAAAAGGGUUUAGUUAGGGGCAGUUACAAUAAAGGACUGGUACCUGCGCCUGGAGAAAUGGCGUGAGAGCCCUCAGCUGUUUAACAUAAAGCCAGUGAUGGAACAGACAGGACCGGUACCCAGAACCUCUCAUCUCCAGGGAGCUGGUCCCCUCUCCUGUCUUGCUUUUCUUUGCUGCCACAAACUGUUUCUUAAAAGAACAGACUCCUGUCUUCUGAUGGAUGCUUUUAGCCAAUUUGCUAAUGACUGUUCUAGCAGUGCAACUGCAUUUGCGUGUUGCUGAAGGUCACAGCUUGGUCAGCUGUGCAAGGGACAGGGACAGGAGCCAUGUGUUUUGCCUCAGGCCAUGCUUGGGCAGUCUGGAGGCGGCAGGGCGGAUGGGGACCUGCAAGUGGGGGUGGUGUGGCAGCAUGGGCACCGCAGGUCCCAGUGUCACAGUGGUUCCUGGCAUGCAUUGGCCUUCAUUGCCUCCCCAGCCCCCUGAGAGGCCAAAUUCAGAAGUGGCACUAACAUAAACCAUCCCAGCAGCAACCUUCUGCUCCAGAGCUUUUGUCUUAUGCUGCCAAAUAGCUUUUGAGUUCAGAGAUGAGACUCAUCCCUUCAGAAGACUUGUAUCUGCCCAUGCGGCAUCAGACCCACAGUGAUUCCAGCCUGAUGUAGUUCAGGAGGUGCUGUGGUACCCCAUGGCAUGUGGCUUAGGGGGCUGAUGUCUCUUAGUACAGAGGCUGGGGUGAGUUUAGUUGGGUUUCUGACACCUCCUGAAGGGUCCCAACAAUACCUUGCAUCUCCGAGAGUGGAACUGCAGCCUGGCGAGGUUUGUUCCACACUCUGUCCCUGAUUAUUUUGGGGAUUUAACAGUUCCUGGCGCUUACAUCCUCUGCCUGGCCCCUGUUGUGUGCUUGCUCUGGUACAGUGCGGCGGGCAGCACGGUGCUGUGGGCUGAAAGAGGUGGGAGAAGACGAGGAGUGGACGGUGUAUUGGACGGACUACUCAGUCUCUCUGGAGCGCGUCAUGGAAAUGAAGCGGUUUCAGAAAAUCAACCAUUUUCCAGGCAUGAUAGAGAUCUGCCGUAAGGACUUGUUGGCUCGCAACCUUAACCGCAUGCUCAGGCUCUUCCCCAAGGAGUACAAUAUAUUUCCCCGCACUUGGUGCCUGCCAGCUGACUAUGGCGAUUUCCAGGCCUACAGACGCAUGAGGAGAAACAGAACAUUCAUCUGCAAACCAGACAGCGGCUGCCAAGGAAGAGGGAUCUUCAUAACGCACAAUCCUGAGGAGAUCAAACAUGGAGAGCGCAUGAUCUGUCAGCAGUAUAUCUCUAAGCCUUUCCUUAUUGACGGCUUUAAAUUUGACAUGCGGAUCUACGUGCUGGUCACAUCUUGUGACCCGCUGAGGAUUUUUGUCUACAAGGAGGGUCUGGCCCGGUUUGCCACCAUGAGGUACAUCGAUCCCAGCAGCAGAAACCUGGGUGAUAUCUGCAUGCAUUUGACCAAUUACGCCAUCAACAAACAUAAUGAAAACUUCAUCCAGGAUGACACAAUAGGCAGUAAGAGGAAACUGUCCACCCUGAAUGCCUGGAUGAGGGAUAACAGCUACAACACAACAAAACUCUGGGAAAAUAUUGAAGAUAUCAUUAUAAAGACUCUCAUUUCAGCUCACCCCGUUGUGAAGCACAAUUACCAAAGCUGCUUUCCGAACCACACGACUGGCUGCGCCUGCUUUGAGAUACUCGGUUUUGAUAUUUUGCUGGACAGAAAGUUGAAGCCGUGGCUGCUAGAGGUGAACCACUCUCCCAGCUUCACCACAGACUCUCAGCUAGACCGUGAGGUGAAGGAUGCUCUUCUCUGUGAUACUAUCAACCUGAUAAACGUGCAUGCCUGUAACAAAAGGAAGGUGCUGGAGGAAGAUAAACAGCGGGCAAAGGAGCGGCUCCUCCGGGCCCAUCAGACUCUCCAUGCCUCUAGACGUGAGGAGUUAGAGAGCAACCAGGCAGCCUGGCUCUCCCAGGCAGAGAAGUAUGAGAACGCGCACCUGGGUGGCUACCGACGCAUUUAUCCAGCAUGUGGGACGGAGAAGUAUGAGCCAUUUUUCAAGCAGAGCAGCUCCCUCUUCCAGGAAACGGUGGCAUCCAGAGCACGGGAGGAGUGUGCCAGGCAGCAACUGGAGGAAAUUCGCCUGAAAAAAGAGAAGUUGGAAGCUCUUACCAGGAAGAAGAAAAUGAAGAGGAAAGACCUGCAUGGAGAGUCAGCUGGGGACAAAUCCCAGAUCCAUAAUAAAACCACAGCUCCUACAACCCGCCUCACCAAGGGGUGGGACAGAAAGCGCACACAGUACGACUCUACGCAACCCCAGGAUAUCGUGGAACAUGAGGAGAAGAAAAGAGUGAAUGCUCUUCUGCAGCGUGAGAACCUUAUCCGAGGGAUGGGCAUCGUAGAUCAGCUCUCCCUGCUGCUCCCCACAGCCGAUAGACUGGCCGACACCCCGACAUCCUGCACCAUUAUCUCCAGGACCCAGCCGCAGCUUGUCUGGGACGUGCUCAGGGACUGUGACGGCCACCGCUUAACAACGCUUGUCCCCCUCUCACUGCUGGGGGCCCCGGCCUGGCCCUCAACACGGCGGUUCUUACGCCACCCCAGAGCCAGCACCGAGCUGCCGGCUGGCUUGGGCUCGCAUCCUGCUGCCACGGGCCCCCUCUCUGUUCGAGGCUGGGGCAUCCCUUCCCGGGAGCAGCUUGGGGUGCAAGAUGGGCGCUGGCUGCGGGGCCAGAUGGCGGCGGUGACCCAGCCCUGCACUGAACCCAGGGGGCUGCAGGUGAGAGGCCGGUGGCUCCCUGGUGCUAGCAGCACGGCCGAAGGCUGUGAGUACACGUUUUACCUCCCUUUGGCUCUGGCAGCAGGGAGGCCCAAGAUGCCUGGGGGCUGCAGAUGUUCCCUGGCUUGCUGGGGUGUGGGGAGCAGGGGGGCUGGAGUCCCUGGGAAGCCCCUGGGAAGCUCACGCCCUGCAGAGAGGUGAUCGCUGGAAGUCUCUGCCCGAGGCCGGUAGCAUCCUUUUGCAGGGGCGAGGAAGAGAGCGGGAGGUCUCCUGGGACCAAGGGUGGGUGUGCUGGGAUGGGGGAGCCUGGGAAGCCCCCAAAUACUUGAGGGUCGGGUCAGAAACACCGUCAGACCCACAGAGCCGCCAGUG
Messenger RNA from Athene cunicularia (burrowing owl), 4046 nucleotides. It is a transcript of the gene TTLL6, whose product is annotated as tubulin tyrosine ligase like 6. Lineage: Eukaryota; Metazoa; Chordata; Aves; Strigiformes; Strigidae. The coding region runs from base 1878 to 3875 and encodes 665 amino acids. The transcript has 11 exons. The record is from RefSeq and is a predicted model, not a curated record. Gene Ontology annotation, biological process: microtubule cytoskeleton organization; protein polyglutamylation. Gene Ontology annotation, cellular component: cilium. Gene Ontology annotation, molecular function: tubulin-glutamic acid ligase activity; tubulin binding.